AUGUCGGUGCUGAAUGAUCCAGAUUAUCUUAUUCACCAACUACGUAUAGGUUAUCUUCGUCGUGUAGGAGAUCGAAUCGGAGAACGCGUAAUUAGUUUCAAUCCAAGUGUUCUUACAAAUGACUACAUUAAAACUGCUGCAUCUUCAUAUCCGGAGAUGAUAACUUGUCAUUCACCCAGCAUUUCCAUGCCAGGAAACGAUUAUUUUAGCAGUAGAAGCGUAAUAAGUAGUGCUGCUGGUUCACCCAUAUCGACGACCAACGGGAGGUUAAAAACUUUAACUUCUUCAAAUGGAAGCAGAGACGCAAUGUCAACCAAUGGUGAUAGAGAAAAAUCAAGUAUAAAUAAUACAGAAAAUGGCGACAGUGACUAUGAUAUCGAACUCGAUGGUGAUGAAAAUUCAAAACGGCCUAAGUUCGCCAAACUUCGUUUACCGAAGCAAGCAGAACCUCCACCGCCUGUAUUUGUGAUAUCUCCAUCAAAACCACCCACUCGUCGAAGUCAGAAUCCAGUUCAUUAUUAUUCACCUGAAGAUGCACUGAAAGCUUCUUCUCCAGACAUUAUACUUGAAAUAUCAUCAAAUGAACAAACGCCACAACUAUCGCCAACUACUUCAGCAGAAAGUUAUAGAGCAUUAAAUGAGAGAAGAGAUUCAGAGACGUCUUUGCUGACAGCUGAUUUGACAGAAAUACCGCCGAGUCCGCCAUCAAAACCAGCGGUACCACCAUUAGAAGAGAAGGAACUUUUUCCUGAUCCACCAAAGGCUGGUCCAAAACCCAAGCCUUUUUCAGCGUUAACAGCAUUAAUUGCAGAAAAAAAGAAUAAAUUGGACAAUCCAUUUGCUGAAUACUACAGCUUCUUUGCUGGAAAAGGGGAUCUCAACCCGAUAACACUGAAGAUUUACCUUCCGUUUAGCAGUGAACCUACACGUCCAUUAGUUAUAAUUGUAAAAAGGGAAGCCAGUGUUGAAGAAGUUAUAGGAUAUACGUUAUAUCAAUACUGGGAUGAGAAGAGGGAACCUUUAUUAGAGAAAAGGUUAUGUGAUGUUUAUCAUUGGAAUAUGAGAAUGGUGGAAGAUGAUGGUGAAAUUGAUGAAGAUUUUCCUGCUCUGGACAGAACGCAAAAAAUAGUAAAAUUCUCGUUUGACCAAUUUGCUUUAUGCAAAGCGACUCCAGCUCAAGUCAAACAAAAUGAGAAUAAAUCGAGAGGAUCUAUCCAGGAUGUUUCUAAUCUCAAACCGAAAGGGCCCCCCGACCCACCGUCUGAAAAUAACAGCAUUAAUAACCAAAUAUUUUUGCGUGUUCGACUUACCCUUGAUCCACGUGAAGAGGUUGCGCACACAACCACGGUAAAUGUUCAGGCUGAUAUGCCCUUUCGGAAUGUUUUAGAAACGCUUUGCCAUAAACGCAAAUUGGAUAGCAACAAAUACACUUUAAAAAUUGCGGAUACAGAUAAAUAUAUAAGUAUGGAAAAGACCGUUGAAAGCGUUGGAAAUGCUAAAGAGCUUGCAUUGGUAGAGAAACCCACUAAUGGAAUACCCCCUCCUCCUGACGUAACGCCACCAAGCCCAACGGCGACUAAAGAUAGUAAAUGCCUUGUCAGAAGAAGAACACUUAAUGAACCUCCUCAGCCGCUAUAUUUCUCCUCCAAUGAAUUUAUGUCAGUGUACAAGAAAUACACAGUCAAUCGUAAAAUACCAAUGUUUGUUGGACGUCACGAACGUGUAUUAGCGAUUGAUGGAGAUUAUAUUCAUAUAAUGCCAUCGGAAACAAGAACGAUGUUUGAAUCAGUCAAAACGUCAUCAUAUCAUAUCACAUCAGUAAUGUCUUGUAAAGUAAAUAAAAAGGCUCCAUCAAACUUCAAAUUGGUGAUAUAUCGGGAUUCCGGAACGAAGACAUAUGACUUUGAAGCAGAGUCAACGAAGUUGGCUAGUAAGUGA
This is a messenger RNA of Dentiscutata erythropus, 1938 nucleotides long. Lineage: Eukaryota; Fungi; Glomeromycota; Glomeromycetes; Diversisporales; Gigasporaceae. The record is from the annotation of a GenBank genome assembly.